Molecule: messenger RNA, 930 nt
Organism: Pseudozyma flocculosa PF-1
Lineage: Eukaryota; Fungi; Basidiomycota; Ustilaginomycetes; Ustilaginales; Ustilaginaceae
Exons: 9
Coding region: 1-930 (309 amino acids)
Biological process (GO): oxaloacetate metabolic process
Molecular function (GO): catalytic activity; magnesium ion binding
Source: RefSeq, a predicted model, not a curated record
AUGUUGUACGUGCCCGGAUCUUCCGAAAAGAUGAUCAAAAAGAGUCAGACUUCGUCUUCGGACUGCAUCAUCUUUGACCUCGAAGAUAGCGUCGCCGCUCACCGAAAGGGACUGGCGAGAGAGACCGUGUUCCACGCCCUCGAGGCGGCUGCGCGGCCCGGUCCGGAGCUUGCCGUGCGCAUCAACCCGCCCUCUGGAGACCAGACGCUCGCCGCAGACGACCUCGACGUGGUCCUCCCCGCCAGGCAGCUCGAGACCAUCGUGGUGCCCAAGGUCGAGCACGAGGACGACAUCCGCUUCAUCAUCGCCAAGGCCAGAGCACUGAGGCCCGCGCAGGACUAUCAGCCGCUCGACCUGGUGCUCUCAGUCGAAAGCGCCGCCUCACUGCUGCGGAUGCCCGAGAUCAUCGAGGCCAUCCGCAAAGAGACGCCCGCCGACUCCAGGCCAUCCGCUGAGAUCAGCGCCCUCGUCUUUGCAAGCGAGGACUACUGCGCCUCGACCGGCAUCAUCCGCACCCGGAGCCGACGCGAGCUCCUCUUCCCGCGCGCCCACAUGGCCACCAUCGCAAAGGCGCACAACCUCGCCGCCAUCGACAUGGUGUGCAUCGACUACAAAGACAUGGCCUACCUCGAAGAAGAGUGCGACGACGGCAAGGAGCUCGGCUACGACGGCAAGCAGGCCAUCCACCCUGCCCAGGUCGAGCCAAUCCAGCACAAGUUUGUGCCGAGCAAAGAGGCCAUCCGGAGGGCCGCCAAGAUCAAGCACCUGUACGAGCGCAGCGUCUCGGAGCACAGGGGCGCCUACGGGCUCCAGGAGGGCGAUUCCCUGAUCAUGAUUGACGCACCGAUGCUGCUGCAGGCCGAGGCGACGCUCUCAAAGGCGCGAGCGGCCCGCCUGGCCAUUCCGGACGUCUCCAAGGAAGAUGAUUGA